AUGGCAGCCAACACCAGCCCUAUUCCUUUACUCACUCCAUAUAAAAUGGGAAAAUUCAACCUCUCGCACAGAGUUGUUAUGGCACCUUUGACGAGGAAUAGAUCCUACGGCAACAUUCCUCAACCCCAUGCCAUCCUCUACUACUCUCAACGUGCAACCAAUGGAGGCUUCCUCAUUACCGAAGCAACUGGAGUUUCUGACACCGCCCAAGGAUACCCUGAAACACCAGGAAUUUGGUCUGAAGAGCAAGUGAAAGCAUGGAAGCCGAUUGUGGAUGCUGUUCAUGAGAAAGGUGGCAUUUUCUUUUGCCAAAUCUGGCAUGUGGGUCGUGUCUCCAGUUAUGGUUUUCAGCCGAACGGUGAAGCUCCAAUAUCGUGCACUGGUAAAGGAGUGACACCAGGUCUUGAUGGAGGAGACUGGUCACCUCCUCGUCCAUUAAAAACCGAUGAAAUUCCUCACAUUGUCAAUGAUUUCAGGCUCGCUGCACGCAACGCAAUUGAAGCAGGCAAAGGAAAGACUAACAGAGGAAUUUUGUACCAUUUGAUAGCACCAAUUACCAGACGUAGGCAAGUACUUAUGUUGAUGAAAGCUGAUAUUUUCUAUUUGACAGGAUUUGAUGGAGUUGAGAUUCAUGGGGCAAAUGGUUACUUGCUUGAUCAGUUCAUGAAAGAUCAAGUAAAUGACAGAACUGACAAGUACGGUGGGAGCUUAGAAAAUAGGUGCCGCUUUCCAUUGGAAAUAGUGGAAGCUGUUGUUAACGAGAUUGGAGCUGAUAGAGUUGGCAUGAGACUAUCACCUUACGCCAACUACAUGGAAGCCGGUGAUUCAAAUCCAAAAGCACUUGGCCUUUACAUGGCAAACGCAUUAAACAAAAUUGGCAUAGUUUAUCUCCAUGUAAUUGAGCCAAGAAUGAUCAAACUGAAUGACAAGUACGAAACUCCUCACAGUCUACUUCCAAUGAAAAAUGCCUUCAAAGGGACUUUCAUUGCCGCUGGAGGAUACAGGAGAGACGAUGGUGACAAGGCUGUAGCUGAGAAUUAUGCAGAUUUGGUGGCAUUUGGAAGAUUGUUUUUGGCUAAUCCAGAUUUGCCGAAAAGAUUUGAGUUAAAUGCUCCAAUUAAUAGGUACAACAGGAAUACUUUCUAUAUUCCUGAUCCUGUUAUUGGUUACACUGAUUAUCCUUUCCUUGAUGUUCCUGCUUAA
This is a messenger RNA of Dovyalis caffra, 1203 nucleotides long. Lineage: Eukaryota; Viridiplantae; Streptophyta; Magnoliopsida; Malpighiales; Salicaceae. The record is from the annotation of a GenBank genome assembly.